GUAGAAUUUGCGAGCAGUGAGACCGGGCUUUGGGUCAGAAACAGGAGCUCCAUGAGCCAAUGACUGUCUCCAUAACUCUCCUCAAUGGUUUGUCAGUGUUGUGGGACGCAGUCUGCUGAAGUUACUCUUCCUGCAGAGUUACAGUUGUCCCAGUGAUGUGAGCCGGCGUAUGACAACAAAGCAGACAUGUGGACGGAAGGCUGAGGCUCGGGGCUCCCCCACUCCUCUCUGCACCGCUCAGUUAGAUUGCAGUCCCAGCUGUAAAGAUGACAUCUGCCACACCUCCAUCCUCUCGUAGCUCCUCCCCUCAGAAGGUGUGCCACUCCCAAACACAGACUGAUGUUUUAAAGCCCUUACUGGGUGGUGGCUUAUCCGGUGGGGGUGGGACUCUGAGGAAGAGGAGGCGUGUCCUGUCCAAAGAUGGGCGUAGCAACGUGCGCAUCGAGCACGUCAGCGGCCGGAAUGCUCUGUACAUGCGGGACCUCUGGACAACAUUUCUGGACAUGCAGUGGCGCUACAAGUUGUUCCUGUUCACGGCCACGUUUGCGGGGACCUGGUUCCUGUUCGGGGUGCUGUGGUAUCUGAUGGCACUGGUGCACGGAGACCUGCUUGAGUUCGACCCCCCGUCGAACCACACCCCCUGUGUGAUGCAGAUGCAGACCCUGACGGGGGCUUUCCUCUUCUCCCUGGAGACCCAGACCACCAUUGGUUAUGGUUUCCGUUGCAUCACUGAGGAGUGUCCCGCAGCCAUCAUCCUCCUCAUUGUCCAGCUCGUCAUCACCAUGCUGAUGGAGAUCUUCAUCACUGGUACCUUCCUGGCCAAGGUUGCUCGGCCAAAGAAGCGAGGUGAGACGGUGAAGUUUAGCCAACAUGCUGUGGUGUCGACCCAUGAAGGCCGACCCUGCCUGAUGAUCAGGGUGGCCAACAUGCGCAAGAGUCUCCUGCUCGGCUGUCAGGUGAAUGGAAAACUGCUCCAGACAUCUCUGACCAAGGAAGGGGAGACGGUUCGUCUGGACCAGAGGAACGUUCCCUUCCAAGUGGACACGUCUAGCGACAGCCCCUUCCUCAUCCUGCCCCUCACCUUCUACCACCUCAUUGAUGACAACAGCCCCCUGCGAGCCUGGGCAGACAAGGGUGGAGGCUGGACAGAUCCAGAGUUGGCAGACUUCGAGCUGCUGGUCAUCAUGAGCGCUACAGUUGAGCCGACCUCGGCCACCUGCCAGGUUCGCACCUCCUACCUGCCCGAUGAGAUUCUCUGGGGUUAUGAGUUUCCACCUGUAGUCUCCCUUUCCCCAUCAGGGAAAUACGUAGCGGACUUUGCCUUCUUCGACAAAGUGGCCAAGACCAAGACCACGCCCGUCUUCAAAACAUCCAGCCCCCAGCAUGGGUACCAGAGCAACGGGGGUGCUGUGUCUGAGGGGUCCGAUCCAGAGAAGAUCCGUCUGGAGCAGAGUUACAGGGAGAGAGGGGAGGAACGUGGCCGUGUCAGAGACACUCCUCUCAGUGUUCGCAUCAGCAAUGUGUGAACAGAUGAAAUGGUUGAGAAGGGAGCGUGUCAUAGAGAGCAACACGCAGGAGACAGCCAAGUGCAAUGUCAAUAGCAAAUGAAUCAAACAUCAUCAUAACAACUCUGGAGUCUUUUUAGACUUUUGAAAGAUAUCUAUUUCCCAGUAGCACCAAAUGAUGCAGAAAGGAAAUAUGGAAGACUAGGGACUACUGUAUGGUAUACUUCAAGUUUGUCAUUGUUAUACAUUUGCUGGGAUGACUCAUGUUUUACACUGGUUUGACUGUAUUCAUGUGACAGCAUAACUGCAACUACAUUUUACAUUUGAGUGAUGCAAGCGCACAUGCACCUCACACUUUAGGGGUGGGUAUCGGUACUCAAUCCCUUUAAGGUAUAGAUGGUAAUAUCCCAGUACCAAGUGAUGUUGAAACUUCUCUCCGGUCAAACAAUGCCGAGAUUUGAUCCGUUUUGUACCUAGAUCUAGAAAAAAAUAGAAUUUGUAUGGUUUUUCUCGCAGCCAACCACCACAAGUGUUCUUCGAUUUACUGCGACAUGUGAUGGUCCCGCUGCUGCAGCAGCUAUGGCGGGUUUGUGUGGCACACAACUGGAAGCUUCCGUUCACAUGAUGUGGAAAAAAGGUAUCAAGGGAAGUCUUUUGGUAUCUGUAUCACUUUAAGGGAAGUGGUAUGUAAUUGUUUUUAUUGAUAUCCAGUCCUAUCAAAUAUACUGUAUACCCUUUUCUAACUAAGAAAAUAACACAGCAGGUUAUUUAUUUGCAAAGAAAUAAACAUAAAAAAGAUACAAAACUGAAGAAAACAAGCAGAGGAGACAAUGGAAAUCCCAGUUGUCUAUUUUGGGUCCUCCCCCGCUUACUAAAUGUUGAAUCACAAAGAGAAAAACUUGUGGGAGUCAAUAUAAGUGGGGUUUUCCAAUUUCAAGGGUUAACAGGGGACUGUAUGGUUGGUGUGAUAAGGGGACAGGAAACACUCACAGACAGGGUAAAACCUUCUAUACUUCCUCUAACAUGUGUGGUUAAUACACACAGUGUAUGUUCUACACAUUUAGAAGUCAUAUGAUGUUGAGUUUUAACUCGGGUUGCUUUUAUUACUAUAAAAAAAAAACACCAAUGAGUAAUGCUAUGCCAGUUCUUCAGUUCUUCUAGGACUU
Sander lucioperca (pikeperch) is the source of this 2671-nucleotide messenger RNA. RefSeq names its product ATP-sensitive inward rectifier potassium channel 10-like. The transcript has 6 exons. Gene Ontology annotation, cellular component: plasma membrane. Lineage: Eukaryota; Metazoa; Chordata; Actinopteri; Perciformes; Percidae. Bases 267 to 1526 code for a protein of 419 amino acids. Gene Ontology annotation, biological process: regulation of monoatomic ion transmembrane transport; potassium ion import across plasma membrane. Gene Ontology annotation, molecular function: inward rectifier potassium channel activity. The record is from RefSeq and is a predicted model, not a curated record.